This is a messenger RNA of Trichomonas vaginalis G3, 3093 nucleotides long. Its product is annotated as exportin-T/LOS1 family. Gene Ontology annotation, cellular component: nuclear pore; nuclear matrix; cytoplasm. Lineage: Eukaryota; Parabasalia; Trichomonadida; Trichomonadidae. Gene Ontology annotation, biological process: intracellular protein transport; tRNA re-export from nucleus. The transcript has a single exon. The record is from RefSeq and is a predicted model, not a curated record. Gene Ontology annotation, molecular function: tRNA binding; nuclear export signal receptor activity; small GTPase binding. Bases 1 to 3093 code for a protein of 1030 amino acids.
AUGACUGAAGAUAUUCACCAAAAGAUCGAAUUACUCAACUACUGUGUUAACAUUCUUAAAGUCCAAGACACAAAUUCGAACAUAUCUCUAGAAGAUGCUAACCAUAUUCUCUGUGAUUUCCAAAAAGAUCCAGAAUCAUACUUAAUUACCGAAAAUAUAUUCAACAGUGAUUCAGAUAUCAUGGUCAAGUUUACAGUACUUCAAAAUCUUGAAUCCUGUGCCGAAAGAAGAUGGAAUUUAGUGGAGCAAGAUAUCAAGGAGAAUAUAAUUAAUUACUUACUUGAGCUUGUCUUCAGUCCAGAAAACGAAAUGCCCAAUCAGCUGAUCAACAAAAUCUAUGACAUUUUCAAUGAAAUUUUAAUCCAAGAUUACAAUGCAAGCCAGAGCUCAUUCUUCAUCAGGGUCAGACAAACCAUAAGUCAAGAAGAGCCCCGCAACCCGAAACACCUCGAAAAAUACUUUAAUUUGAUUGGUAGUUUUAUGUUAUUUUUAUCAAUCAAAAUGGGCGAAGAAAACAACAGUUAUCUUUAUCGUAGAUUCUCUUACAACCACUUUAACAACCUUUCCAAGCAAUUUUACAACAGUGAUUAUGAUAAUGUCCAAGAAGACAUCACUGAUGCAUUAGACCCAGCGGGAAAUGACGAUGAAGUCAUAAACUCUGCUCUAAAUUGCUGUUGCAGCAUCAUUAAAUGCAAUAGUUUCGUAUCCCAAAAAUUAUAUCAAAAUGAAUUCAUCGAAAAAGUCAAAGAGAGCUUCAUGAGUCGUCCAAAGCUUGCUGCAACCUCCAUAUCAAUUGUCAAUGAGAUUUUUGCCAAAAUUGUUUUGCCAGAUUACGCGAAUCCUUUAAAAUUCACUAGUGAUGUUUUAGAAAUGUUACUUUCAAAAUGCAACACAAUCCAACUUUCAGAAAAUUCCAAUUGCUGGCCCAGUUUCAUUGAUUUACUUUCAAAACUAUUAGAUUUAUAUGGAAUCUACAUCAUAAAUGGUGAUCAAUUCAACUUUGUUUUUGAUGUUGCAUUAGGUAUCACGGAGAAAGCAAAUACAGACAUAUUAAUUGAAUCAUGUGAAGCAUUGUUAUAUGAAUAUUUAAUACAAGCGAACAACCAAGUAACACAAGAAGAUUUUGAUACAUGUUUUAUUCCAAGAAUUGCAACAAUAUUAGUUGAUAAAAUGCCUGCUCCUUUAGUCAUUGAACCUUUCAUUGAUUUGUAUAAUAAUGAAGAAAAAAGAGUUGUCAAAAAUGAAGAUUUCGAAUCAAUGAGGAAAUGUAUCUCAGCAAUAGAUGUUUUCUUUAGCCAAUUAGUAAUAGAUGUCAUUAAAGCAAAGAAGCCAAAAUUAGAAACAAUUGAUGAUAUCGAACAUUUUUGUUGGGCAGUUUCAACAGUUUCUAAUAAAGAAGCAUUAGUUCCUGGCAAAGCUUAUCCUUUCUUAGAAGAAAUCUUCCGAUAUUUGAUGUAUGAAAUCAAUGGAAUAACAAAUGAAAGACAAGGAGAAUAUGAUGAAACAGCAGAAAGAUUAGGAAUUUGUUUUAGUGUUGUUGUUAUGUAUUCUUUUGAAUUUAUUGGAGAUAAUAAUGAAUUAUUUGCAAAUGUUUUUGAAGCAUUGUUUGAUUUGUUGAAUUUUGGAUGGGAGAAAUUGUUGUUGUUUGUGAUAAAUACUUUGUUAUUUAUCAGUAUUGCAAACACAAGUAUUUUCUCACAACCAAAUGAAUCAUGGGAAAAUAAAACAGCAAUUGACAUCCUUCUCGACAAAUUAAAUGAAACAAUAACAUUGGAAAACUACAAAGACGAACUAAAACUCUUUGUUCAUUGUCUUUGCAGAUCAAUCAAUUCAAUAAAAGACACUGAAUAUGGAAGACGCUGCAUCGAAGCAUUGAAACAAAUCAUUUUUAAAAGAGUUGAAUUUUGUAUGAUUAAUUUCAACAAGGAAUCAAUUCCGACAUGGAAAUACUUCACAAAUACUUUGUCUAUAAUGAAUUCUUAUGUUGAAACAUUCAGUUCUCAAUAUAUUGAUAUUUUUAGAACAAUUAAUUUGGGAGAAUUCAUGAAUAGUUUCAAAGAUAUUUAUGCAUCUUCAGGGGAUUUGUUAGUGAGAGAAUUAUGUCGUAAUUGCAGAGCAUCAAUCAUGCUGCAUUUGCAUAAAUUCAUUUCUUAUCUUGAUGAUCCAAAAACAACAAUUAUGCCUGUUUUGGAAAGAGAUUUCAUCUACGUAAUAAUGACUGAUUAUUCUCAAUCUGAUCCUGAUUUGUGUCUUCCUCAAACACUGACAUUUUUAGCGACAUUGAUUGCGAGAAUGGAUGAUGAAUUACAGGAUAUGAUUAAUGAUAUAAUGGAUCGUGUUUUCGAAAAAACAACAGUGAUAAUAGAAAGUGAUGAUCAGUACAAAUAUCCUGAUUUAAGUGAAGAAUUCUAUUCUUUCCUUGAUAGAUUGAUUAAUUCAAUGCCAAAAUACGUUUUGUCAUUGGAAUUCGAUCAAUUGAUUAAAAUAUACGAGAUAUUAAGAUUUGGUUGUAACUCGUCUCUCCAGGAACAAUCAAUUAAUUGUCUACAAUACAUAAGAAAUUUCGCAAAUCUUAUGGAAACAGCGCAAUCAGAUAACCAAGAAAUAUACAUGGCUUACAAACAAAGCAUUUGUGUUGAUCUAGGAAAAUUAGGUUUCAAACUGUUGAUUGACGGAUUGCAUAAAUUCGCUAUUGAAGAAAUAGGAAAACUAGUUUUGUUGGUGUUCAAGAGUAAUAAUUCUGAGGAAUUCAUGAACCAGUUCAGUUCAUCUCUUGAAAACGACGCAACUCCUGAUCUAAUCGAUAUUGUUAUUGGUACUGUGAAACAGAUACUUAAUACUAAUGCAGAUGAAAAGAAUAUUGAAGAAAUCCUGAGAGAUUUCAUCAUGAAAGCUGUUCAGGAAACAUCUGAUAAUGAGGAAACAGUCAGAGAAAGAAUGAAGAAGAAUGUUGAAUCAAUUAAUGAACUCCUCAAAAAAUCAAACAAGCGUCAGACGUCUACUGUUGAUGAGGUAAUCAAAAACAGAGAAUUACCAAAGGACUCUGAACUUAAUGAUCUCUUUAAUAGCCUCAAGAAUAACUUGAAGUUCUAA